AUGAAUAGUCUUUCAGAGUCUGAGCGUGAGAGACCAGCGGAUGAAGAAUCUCAAGAAGUGCUCCGGGAUGAAGAUUCGCUCGAUGAAGGACCGGAUGUGAAGUUUUAUCCAUCCUGCUUCGAAGAAGUUGAAGAUCUUGAGAGAUACGAGCCGGACGGCUUCCAUCCAGUCCAUCUUGGCGACCUCUACAAUAGUGGACAGUAUAGGAUCAUCCACAAACUGGGGCUUGGAGGCUUCUCAACGGUCUGGCUUGCUCGCGACAACCACUCCGACAGCAUUGUCGCGCUGAAGAUAGUAGCGGCUGAUAGCUCCAAUGACUACAAGGAUCUGAAGACUCUGCAAGAGCUGGCCGGCAACUCCUCUGGCCCGAUCAUUCUCGACCAUUUCCCAUCCCUGCUCAAUCAUUUUUGGCUAGACGGUCCAAAUGGGCGUCAUCUUUGCCUUGUAUUAUCUGUACUCGGGUCGAGCAUAUCUCGGAUGUCUGGAACGGAUCGAAAGCUGCAUCCCGAGGUGUCUCGAAGGGCCGCUUUACAGACUACCCGAGGGCUUUCUUACAUGCAUACACAGGGAACAUGUCAUGGAGAUCUGACGGGCGCAAAUAUACUCUUCGGGCUCUCUUCCAAGUUUGCCUACUUUUCUGGUGAGGAAGUGUACGAUCAGCUGGGCAAACCUGAGACUGAUGUUCUUAAACGAAUUUCCGGUGAACAUACGGCCCCGUCAGCGCCGAGCUACGUGGUUAAAACGCCGGACAUAUCCAAUAUUGACCCAACCAUGAUGGAAGACAAGAUCUGCAUAAUCGAUUUUGACCAGUCUUUCCACAUACUAGAUCCUCCAACCACUAUGCUCGGCACUCCAUCGAAGUAUUUGGCGCCAGAAGCUAUUUUCGAGUUGCAUGCCAGUUCGAGCUCAGAGGUGUGGGCUCUUGGUUGCGCAACAUUCAGAAUGCGGGCCGGUUACGACCUAUUUGAGGUUUGGGGAACUGGGUCGCCCUCCGACUCCAUUGGUGAGAUGAUCAACACCAUCGGCGAGCUCCCCGAAAAGUGGCGCCAUACGCGCUAUGACGAUGAUGGUGUGCCUAUCCGAAAAACCGACAGUCAGUCAGAGCAGAAUGGCGUGGAACUGUCCUUUUUUCCAAAAGAACGAAGUCUGAUGAAGCGCAUAAUGUCCAUCUCCGACGAGGCGAAGCCAUCGCCCACAACCGAUUUACAGCGCGACAAGAUUUUCUGGAAUCCUCCUUGGUUUCAUGAUGGCAGUUCGCCUCCAAUCGAGGAAGGAGACUCACUUGACCGAGAAGAAAAUGAGGAGAAAGAUGACGAAGACGAUUACACUGGCCUCCUUAAAAUCUCGCUCGAGGAAGCCACGAGCCUGCAUGAUUUAUUAUCCAGAAUACUUGUUUACGAUCCGAUGCAACGUCCAUCGGCGGAAGAGAUACUUCAACAUCCACGGUUUACGACUGCUUUUUACAGUAGAAGGAUUGACGGGAGUCAUUUGGACCGAGAUUAA
This is a messenger RNA of Coniosporium apollinis CBS 100218, 1503 nucleotides long. Its product is annotated as CMGC/SRPK protein kinase. Gene Ontology annotation, molecular function: ATP binding; protein kinase activity. Gene Ontology annotation, biological process: protein phosphorylation; spliceosomal complex assembly; regulation of mRNA processing. The record is from RefSeq and is a predicted model, not a curated record. NCBI's taxonomy places the organism in Eukaryota, Fungi, Ascomycota, Dothideomycetes. The transcript is spliced from 2 exons. The coding region runs from base 1 to 1503 and encodes 500 amino acids.